UUGCGUCUUGCGUUGCUAAGUAACAGAGAAUCACUAUUUCAUUACAGCUCACAGUAAGUCAGAGUGAAUUGCUGGUUAUGUUUUUGGAGAGUAACAAAAUGCUACCUUCAAGAGUUUUGUUGAAGAAAAAAGCUGAGGCUGGACCAUCUGCCGAGACCAGAAUCGAGGCUCGCCGAAAGCGUGUUGCUGCACGAGUCCAGGCCAGAAAACGACAAGCAGUUGGAGAUGAUGUCCAGAAGAAGGAGGAUGCUCUCCCAUUUCAGAGACAGAUGGAGCAAAGUGAAAGACACAUGACUAAAUUGAAAGCUGAUGGCACUGAGCUAGUGACCAACAUUUUGGUGGCAGCAGAUGCCAGAGAGUUAAAGAGGAGAGAAAAACUAAGGGAGGCAAACAGACUAAGAUUGGAGAAGCUGGAAAAUGAGGUCAAGUCCAGCACAGAGAAGUUCAAUAAGAUCAUGAACAAGUUGACUGAGGCCAAGACAAUGAAUAUCCCUCAGAAGUUGAAAGACGAACUAAGACGACAGCAACAGCUUUGUUGGCAAAUUAUUGAAGACAAGGACAAGCUCAUCAGUGAAUUGCAGCAGGAGCUGAAAGCAAAACAAGCUCGUUUUGUGAAAGAUCGUAAAAGGGAGGCAGAAGAAGUGGAUCUCCUUAUUGAAAGGAUGCAGGAACAGAUAUCAAGUCUGAAGAAAGACUAUAGAAAAGAGCUGGACUUAAUUGAGCGCUCGUUCAAUGACGAGUGGACGGAUUUGCUCACAAACAGCAAGAAGGAAUGGGAGCAGCAGAGAAAGGAACGAAGCGACAAAGAGGUGGAGUUCUUGCUGGAGAGAAUGAAGACAUUGGAGGAUCACGAGUCCCUGCUGAAUCGCCUGAGAUUACAGAGCGCCGAGGAGUACAAUAAGCUCAGAAUCAAACUAGAGUCUGAUGUACAGCAUCUAGAGCAAGACCUGCAGGAAAGGAAGGCUUCCUACCAGUUUGAACAGGAGAAGCAUGAAUACAACAAACAAAUGCUGAAGAAAUAUGAGGAAGAGUAUGCCGUUACUUAUGCUCAGCAGAUGAGAAAGAUCACCAGACUGCAUGAUAUGCGCAACAAUCUGAAGAAAAAAUGUGCUGAUCAGUACAAGCAGUCCCGUGAGGAGAUCCAGUCAAGGAUAAAGAAGUAUAACCGCCUCACGCAGCAGUACAAGGAUAUUUACAGGCGGAAAAGGCAUUUUGAGGAAGUUGAUACCAAGCAUUACAAGGAGAUUUGGCUGAUGAAAGAAGAUGAGGCCAAAGCGUUAGCGUGCAGAGCUGUAGACUUGGACAGAGUUAUUCAUGAACAGGUGCUGGGCUUGACCUGGAGUCCUCCAACACUGCCGUUCAUGGACCAUUCCAGCCCCAACACUCAUACCCACUUCACUGACCGAGAAACAACUCAAGCCAAGGAAAGUGGUAUAGAGAGGAUGAACGACUCUGAGGUGAAAGCAUACUGGGAGAACAUAGCUAAUAUCAUCCCUGAGUCCAAGCUCAAAGUCUGGAGGGAUUUGAAAGCAGGUCUCAGGAAGUACCAUACUGAGCUGACUAAAAGAUCCAAGCUUCUGACUGAAACCCACCAACUCAAGCAACAAAACUCAGAGCUCCGCAUGCUGCUGCACAAAUACCAGAACUCAAAGGUAAGAGCUAAGCAGAGGAUCCCACACAUGCAGAUGCAUAAACAUAUCAAUUAAUGACUAAAUAAAUAAACAAACUGUAUAUACUAUGUACUAAAUAUAUAUCUAUUUGUCAGGGCUUUUAGGGUCAUGGCUCCCAAAACAAUUUUCCCCAGAACCUGUGAUAUAUCUACCUCUGUAUCCUUUAAUUCUCAACAAAUACAUUGUGCAUAUGUGCAUAUAUAUAUAUCCAGACAUGAGUUGCAGACUGACUGGCAUCUUUGUUCGUUUGUUGUUGCAUCUUUUGCACCAUUCUUUUUAAA
Molecule: messenger RNA, 1951 nt
Organism: Hemibagrus wyckioides
Lineage: Eukaryota; Metazoa; Chordata; Actinopteri; Siluriformes; Bagridae
Product: dynein regulatory complex protein 1-like
Exons: 13
Coding region: 78-1706 (542 amino acids)
Biological process (GO): axonemal dynein complex assembly; regulation of cilium movement; cilium-dependent cell motility
Cellular component (GO): axoneme; axonemal dynein complex
Source: RefSeq, a predicted model, not a curated record